CAUUUUAUUAAAUGUAUAAAAGAAUUGUCCGAAAUCGCAUAAGGCAAAAGAAAAAAAAACGCAUUUAUCACACAAAAUGGUUGAAUGUCUGGGAUACAAUUUUAAACAUUACAUGUCUGUAGCAAAGAUAAAGUUAUCACAGGAAAAGAACUUGUCACUUUAACCUGGUUUACAAGCUGUCAGUUGGACAGGAAGUGUUAAAACGUUUAGUAGUUGCCAAUAAUAGUAGCAGUAACUGGUGAGUCUAUAUUUUUUAGCCUGGUCUUGUUAAUUACAAAGAAAAUUGAUUUUGUUGGACAUUUUUGAGUAGAUAUUAGUUUCAGGACAAUGGGAUUUUCUUGUGCUGUGUGUGUUAUUUUGGUAAGCAUAGCAGCUCAAGUGUGGGCAAGUUGUUUGACAAAUGUGGAUGCUGAUAAAAGGAUUGAUUGCUAUCCGAAACCAUACGAUCAAAGCACUUGUGAAGCUAAUAAAUGUGUGUGGUGUACUGGUGAAGCAUCCAAUAUACCAACGUGUUUUAUAAAUGAAACAGAACCGUUCAAAAUCGUCCAAAUGGCAGCGAGCAACUGUCAAUCAAAAGAUAAUUGCAAAGUAAAAGUAGAUUGCCACCCGGACAUUAUAACUUACCAACCAUCUGAAGAAUUAUGCACAACCCGUGGAUGCUUAUGGUUUGGUUCUGAUGCUGCAACGAGUGAACCAAAGUGCGUCUAUUAUAACAAUAGCAUUGUUUCUGCGUUCCCCGUUUUUCCUGGAGUAUUUCCAAUAUACGAGAUAGCUUCUACUUGUACAAGCUGUGAAACGUGUACAAACAAAGUGCAAUGUCUCGCUCAUAUUCCAAGUGACCAGGUCACUGCAGAACGGUGUGUGAGGGAAGGUUGCCUAUGGUGUGAAUGCACUAAUGAAUGUAUAGUGGCGGGCACAUCAGCUCUAGCAACCCUGGGAUCACAAUGCUAUUCAUGUGACAACUGUACAGACAAUGCUUACAUGGUUGCCAGUAAUAGUGACGAUUGUAAAAAGCAUCAUGGUACAUGGUGUGAAAAGAGAGACACCAACAAACAGUGCAUAGUUCUUCAUGAUGUAUCUGAAGACGAUUGCACGAUUCGCCGUGUUGGAGAGGAAAACUGCAAGUCAUGUACCACCUGUGAGGAAAUCUUUGAUUGCUCGACUAGUGUCAACGAAACAGCGGUCACCUGCGAAUUAAAAGGGUGUUUGUGGUGUUCAAAUACUGCGAACCAAUCGACGUGCAGAUACGGGUCGAACGGAUAUACCUGUAUGAACAAAGACGUAUGCGGUGUCCAAUAUCCUCGAUACCAGGACAUUGAGUUUAAGAUAAGUAACGGACAGCGCCCCCACACGACGAAGCUUAUGGAAGUACUUUGCUACACACAGCUUGGUAUUUGGUCGGAGGAUUUUUCCAGUCGGUGCAUUUCUGCCUCUCCGCUCUACUUGGCACCACUAUUUCGAGAUAUAGAAGACAAUGCAUCUUUGGCCUAAAGGGCUACAAAUUUCUCAAAAUAUAAUAUUUGCAUAAAAUCUAAGUAAAGAAUCUAUUUCGGUGCUAAUAUUUAUAAUCGUGUUUUACUCAAGACAAUCCAAGUAUGCUGUAACACUGUCAAUUACGUUGUUUCAACGAAAAUAAAGCAAACGUUAAUCGAAA
Messenger RNA from Ciona intestinalis (vase tunicate), 1654 nucleotides. RefSeq lists its product as uncharacterized. The record is from RefSeq and is a predicted model, not a curated record. NCBI's taxonomy places the organism in Eukaryota, Metazoa, Chordata, Ascidiacea, Phlebobranchia, Cionidae.